AUGUACUCCGCUAUUGCUUUUAUAUUUUUAGGGGAGCGGCAUGCCACACUUCUCCCGCCUUCCCCCUCUUUUCCCAUUCCCUUUUUCAAUCCUCACAGGCCAUUGAAACGAGCAGCACUGGGUGCCAGUGCAGGGGGGGGAACGUGUCCCAUGGAGGGCGCAUCUGGAGAAGGUGGCAACUGCCCGGCGUCCUUUGACGGGGUGAACGAGCGCCUCUUUCUGGCGGAGCGAGGAAUCCUGGACGGGCAUGGCAUCGGGCCUCAGUACACGUGGUUCAAGCACCUGGUGUACGGCCCUGAUAAGGACAACGUCUAUGCCACGUCAGUAUUUUCAGGCAUCCGUGAUGCCAUUGCUGAUGUCAUCAAGAGCAGUGCCUCUAAGGGAAAUCUCGAGGAUGGGGCGGGUGGUGCUGUGAAGGGGAGAAGGAGUAGUGAGGGUGGGGAGAAGUGGAGUGCGGUGCAGCAUGAGAUUUUCCGGGCGGCAUGGGCAAUUGAGAGGGCAGCGAAGAUCCUCAAGGGGCAGCUGCUGUGA
This is a messenger RNA of Closterium sp. Naga37s-1, 531 nucleotides long. NCBI's taxonomy places the organism in Eukaryota, Viridiplantae, Streptophyta, Zygnematophyceae, Desmidiales, Closteriaceae. The record is from the annotation of a GenBank genome assembly.